CGAUAGCUAUAGACAGCCAAGAUGGCUGAAAAAGAUCAUAGCAUUGCGGCUUAUGGGAGUCGAAAGUAUUUUUAUUAGUAUAAAUGCAUUUAAUCACAUGUAACUUCUAAAGUUGUUCAAAUUAGAGAAAAUGAUAUUCUGUACAUUUUUUCGCAAGUUUUAAAUUAUGUACGUCUCGGUGUAAUAUUUAAAAUCAUGUUUUUGAAUCAAAAUUGAGGUUAAGCACGCUCGUCUGCUACAUGUCUGCUACGCGUUUGCUCCGUUUUGCUAAGCGUCGCGUCGCGUCCUGCAUUAUUGUGCUUGUGCAGUGUUGAUAAAAUUUAGAAACAAUGCCAAAAUCAAGAGAGUAUUGCUGUGUACAAGGAUGCAAUAGUGUAUCUGGUAAAAAUAGCAGUCUAACUUUCCAUAAAUUCCCAAAACCUCAAAAGCAAAUAGUGUUGAAAACAAACUAUUUUGGAGCAGUAGAACAAGUAGAUUGGUUAGUUGAAUGGAGAAAAGCCUUGAAGAUUAGCACGCCACAUCCAAGAAUGAGAGUAUGCUUUCUGCAUUUUAAGCAUGAUGAUUAUGUAACACCUGAUUAUCCAGGUAGCCAUAGAAUUUUGGUAAAAUCAGCUGUGCCAUCACUCAAUCUUCCUGUUACCCCAAAAGAAAAGGAAAAUUUAUCAAGAAAUGAAGCACGUCUGAAUCGAAUAAUUCAGAGAAGUUUAGCUCAUAAUUGCAGCAUUUCUACCAUCGAAUAAGAAUGAUGUGCAAGAUAAUGAAAACAACAUUCUUGAAGAUAAAGAGGAAUCAGCUGUGAACGAAGAAUCUAGUGCAGUUAAUAAUCAAUCAGCUGUGAAUGAAGAAUGUAAUGCAUUUGAUAAUCAAACAGCUGUGAACAAGGGAUGUGAUGUUGUUGAAAGUAAAUCAACUGUGGUUCCUGAAAGUGAAGUGUCAAUGAGUCAAGAUCCUGUACGUGCAUUGAUUGAAAAAAGUAAUAAAAAGAAAGAAGUGAAUUAUAGUUUCAGUGAUACAUUGGACACGGAUGAAAAAAUGUGUAUUGCUACUGGAAUUCCAACCAUUCACAUCUUGGAUACCAUUGUCAGUAUGAUAAAAAACGUUCAUGGUGAUAGAUUUCAAAAGUGCAAAUUGAAAACUCGUGACAGAGUUAUUUUAAGUUACUAGACGUGGCGCAGUGCGCUGCGCGCACUGUAGUAGACUAUAAUUUCAUUACUUAUUAAAUGGAAUAUAAAUACUUGAUUGAUAUUUUUAAUAUUUGUUUUC
This is a messenger RNA of Nasonia vitripennis (jewel wasp), 1263 nucleotides long. RefSeq lists its product as uncharacterized. The transcript is spliced from 2 exons. Lineage: Eukaryota; Metazoa; Arthropoda; Insecta; Hymenoptera; Pteromalidae. Bases 330 to 740 code for a protein of 136 amino acids. The record is from RefSeq and is a predicted model, not a curated record. Gene Ontology annotation, molecular function: sequence-specific DNA binding.